AGGACGGCAGGAUGGAGCGGAUGGAGUCGAUGGAGCCGAUCACGGUGAACUACACCUCAUCUUACCCAGAGAUCCAACCUGACAGCGGCUAUGGCUCCAGAGAGACCACCGAGGGUAAAGCCAGGACCCCUCCAGCUCCAGCAUAUGAUGAGGAGCUAGUGCACAAGACGAUUCUGGUUGGGGACAGCGGCGUGGGGAAGACGUCUCUGCUGGUGCAGUUCGACCAGGGAAAGUUCAUCCCCGGAUCUUUCUCUGCAACAGUCGGCAUCGGAUUCACGAACAAAGUGGUGACUGUAGACGGAGUAAAGGUCAAACUACAGAUUUGGGACACAGCAGGACAGGAGAGGUUCAGGAGCGUGACACAUGCAUACUACAGGGACGCUCACGCUCUGCUGCUUUUGUACGACAUCACCAACAAAGCAUCCUUUGACAACAUCAGGGCAUGGCUAACAGAGAUCCAUGAGUAUGCACAAAGUGAUGUAGUCAUCAUGUUGCUGGGCAACAAGGCCGACAUGAGCAGUGAGAGAGCAAUCAGGAGAGAUGAAGGAGAGCGGCUGGCCCGGGAAUAUUCAGUUCCCUUCAUGGAGACGAGCGCGAAGACGGGAGUAAACGUAGAUCUGGCCUUCAAUGCUGUGUCCAAGGAGCUGAAGCAUCGAGCCAUCCAACAUCCCAACGAACCCAGGUUCCAGAUCCACGAAUACAUCGAAGCUCAGAAGGAGAAGACGGGCUGCUGCAGCUACUUCUGAGGCUGAGUCCUCGCCAUCCUUCUCCCACCGCUCGGACUGUCAGAGGCACACCGAGAGCUGCUGAGUGGGAGGAAGCCACAUUUAAUCGCCGCUGCUCCUAAAGUACGAAGCUGCCAUUCAUUCAAGACUGGAGGCCAAAAGUAGACCAAUGAGUGAGAGGAGGAUAGACCAAGAUAGAAAACCCACGCCUCUCUGCAGCUGAGGAUGGGUUACACAGAUAUUAGAAUGACAGAUGAGCAACGGAGGAUAUUUUUAGCAAGCAGAGUGAAAUAUUUUACAUUUUACGCAGAAUAUCCUGAUGACAGCUGCUUUCUUUUCAGAGUUAGAUGAAAAAAUACUAGCCAUGCAACAGCCAUGCCAAAUGGGGGUUUUCAUGAUGUCAAGUAUAUUAAAUCUGACCAGUUAUACUCAUUAAUCUCAUUAUUUAAUGAUUUGUUUUCAGUCUCUUUCAUCUAACUCAUUCAAAGAAAGUCUGCUAUUUUAUUUCCCGAAUGUUUCCCAGGUCCUAAUCUUAAAGGAGUUAUAUAUAUUCAAAGGAUUUUUAAGCUAUAAUUUUGUUUUCUUGCCUUAUAAAGCUCCAACUGGAAACACUUUCCCUGCCCUUUCAUUUAAAUCUUUGCUCAUGGAAGCACGAGGACAUUCUAAACACCCUGGUUUGCCAAAGGGAAGGAUAUUCUAAAACUUCCUCCACCCACACAGCUCAGACAGAACCCAGAAGGGAAAAAAAACACAGUUUCAAUGCGACUUAUAUAAGUUUGGACCCGCUUUGGAACAUCAACAUUGCUGCAACUUUGUGUAUCAUGCAACUUUUACCAGUGGCUCCAGGCAAAGGCCACACACUGUGUCAUGGAUGCAACUCAAAGCCAAGAACUAAAGCCAUCUGUCUGAGACUGUAAGACCGAUAUUUCUGGAAUAAAUGUUCAGGAAAACACAGGCAGACGGUGAACGCUCAAUGACUCAAGAGAAGCUCAGGGACAGAGCUGUAGACAACGUGCUCUGAGCGCCUCGAGGACGACUGCAAGACAAUGAGAACAUGCAGAGGAACGAUUCAUAAAGAGGAGAAUUGUUGCAAAAGGCCAGACAUACCAUGAGCUACUGGAACAUGAUCCCGAAGUGCAUUCCUGCUCCGUACUCAGCAGCUUGGAUUGUGGAUUGUUCUUCAAAAUAUGGCGAUGUACAGUGCUGUGAAAACAUGAUAAAUAUCUUGACAAAUAUGAAGUAGAGAAAUGGGAAGAGGCCAGAUACUUUUCACAGCACGGUGGGUAUAUACAGUAAAAGUAUUCACCCACUUGGAUGUUUUACCCUUUUAUUGAUUGAUUGAAUAUAUAUAU
Molecule: messenger RNA, 2077 nt
Organism: Cheilinus undulatus (humphead wrasse)
Lineage: Eukaryota; Metazoa; Chordata; Actinopteri; Labriformes; Labridae
Product: ras-related protein Rab-37-like
Exons: 9
Coding region: 12-746 (244 amino acids)
Cellular component (GO): endosome; Golgi apparatus
Molecular function (GO): GTPase activity; GTP binding
Source: RefSeq, a predicted model, not a curated record